Messenger RNA from Eutrema salsugineum, 1655 nucleotides. Its product is annotated as protein MANNAN SYNTHESIS-RELATED 2. The transcript has 6 exons. The record is from RefSeq and is a predicted model, not a curated record. Lineage: Eukaryota; Viridiplantae; Streptophyta; Magnoliopsida; Brassicales; Brassicaceae. Bases 120 to 1388 code for a protein of 422 amino acids.
UCCGUGAAACCCUUCAAAACCCAUUUUUAGAGAGAGAGAAGAAGAAGAAGAAGAAGAAGAAGAAGAAGAAGAAGAAGAAGAAGAAGAAGAAGAAGAAGAAGAAGAAGAAGAAGAAGAAAAUGGGUGUGGAUUUGAGGCAAGUGGUGGCUGGAAUUCUCACCAUCACCAUGUUUGUGAUGCUGGGGCAAAUGCUUCACAGAGAUUACUUCGAUCCUGCUCAGGAAAAAAUCCAAGGAGAUUCACAUGAUAUUGAGUUCCAAGGAUCAAAAGUAGCGGUUGAAGAUGGACUAGUUAGAACCUUUGAAGGAAAUAAAGGGCCUUGGAUGGAGGAUUGCCAUGAGCUUAAACCUUGUUGGUCAAUAUCUCAGCCUGAUGAAGCGGUAUCUUCCAAGGGUCAUGUUACAUUCUCCUUAACGAAUGGUCCUGAAUACCAUGUCUCUCAGAUUACUGAUGCCGUGAUGGUGGCGAAGCAUCUUGGAGCAACUCUUGUGCUUCCCGACAUAAGAGGAAGCAAACCUGGUGAUGAAAUGAACUUUGAAGAUAUCUAUGAUGUGGAUAAACUCGUUAAAAGCUUGGAAAGUGUUGUCAAAGUUGUAAGCAAGUUGCCAAGCCACGUAUCUCUAAGAGAUAUCGCCAUUGUUAAGGUUCCUACUCGAGUUGCAGAAGAUUACAUCAAGGAACAUAUUGAUCCCAUCUUCAAAUCAAAAGGGAACAUAAGAGUUACAACCUAUUUCCCUUCCGUGAAUCUGAGGAAAUCUUCGCGGGAUGCUGAAACCGACCCUGUCUCUUGUUUGGCGAUGUUUGGUUCCUUGGAACUGCAAACCGGAGUGAAUGAACUGGUUGAAUCUAUGAUACAGCGGCUGAAGUCACAUAGCAAGAAAUCCGGUGGCCGUUUCAUAGCCAUAGACUUGAGAGUUGAGAUACUUGAAAAGAAAAAUUGCCAUGAAACAGGUGCAGUGGGAUCCAAAACCUGUUACAACGCUCAAGAAAUCGCAUUGUUCUUGAGGAAGCUUGGAUUUGGCAGCGAUACAACUAUAUAUCUGACUCAGCCAAGAUGGGACAGUAGCCUCAAUAUUCUUAAGGACAUUUUCCCGAAAACGUUUACUAAGGAGGCGAUAAUGCCAUCAGACAAGAAAUCGAAGUACCUCGAAUUAGAAAAUUCCGAGUAUGAAAAUGUUAUUGACUUCUACAUAAGUUCGAAGAGUGACGUAUUUGUGCCAGCCAUUCCUGGUCUGUUUUACGCAAAUACAGUUGGAAAAAGGAUAGCUUUAGGGAAGCCUCAAGUUCUGGUUCCAGCCGAGAUCUCAGGAACAUCCGGUCUUUCAACUGAUUACAUAUCUCCUUACAUCUCAAAGAAGAACCAUUUGGCGUAUUCGUGCUUUUGCUGAACUUGUCUGGUGGAAACUUAUGAGGGAAAUGUUUUGACAAAAAGUGAUCUUUGAAGCAGAAAAAUCCAUGGAAAGGUCUUGUCACCAAGUGUAAGCCAAUUUAGUUACCAGGUUUUUCUUGGGUUGUUUAUUGAUAAAGUUUAGCUCGAUACCAGUUCGAUUUUAGUCAAGUGUUCUCUCAUUGGGGUUGUCUUGUUUAGGAAAAGAAAACUUUUGUAAGUUACAUUCUGAUUCUAUUGGCCCAUAGCUUUUGCAUCCUAUUCAAUA